Molecule: messenger RNA, 488 nt
Organism: Suillus discolor
Lineage: Eukaryota; Fungi; Basidiomycota; Agaricomycetes; Boletales; Suillaceae
Exons: 4
Coding region: 155-430 (91 amino acids)
Source: RefSeq, a predicted model, not a curated record
GCAACGAUUCGAUGAUACAAUUAUUAGGGCUCGCUUCUGGAGUAAGUCAGCAAAUGUAUAAUACAAAUGCCUACUAGCGGUACUGUCAAUAUAUGAAUGAAAGUGUAUCAGAAAUCCCUAUUGCUACAAUACCUGGAGCAUCCUCACAUCCAUCAUGCAUGUCGGAGAGUCCCCGAUUCUUGCAAUGAUAUUGUUGUCCUCAGCGACUUUUUACACCCUCGAUCAUGCUGUUGGACUAGGAAAAGUGCGCCAAAAGGGUGCGCCAGGUGAACGAUUGGUCGCAACUGAUAGUCCAUAUGAAGCCGUCUCGCUUUCUCCAGAAGACUCGCCGGGAAAGUCUGAGGCAGCCUUCGAUAGUGAUGUAAAGGACGGAUUUGUAAAGAUCUUCGUUCGCCUUGAUACAAAGCUCAACUUCAAGGCCCCACCAUGAACUGUCAAUGGACGUGGUUGCACUGUUACAGCGCAGUGCAAUAUUAUAGAAAAGGCUC